Serendipita indica DSM 11827 is the source of this 3375-nucleotide messenger RNA. NCBI's taxonomy places the organism in Eukaryota, Fungi, Basidiomycota, Agaricomycetes, Sebacinales, Serendipitaceae. The record is from the annotation of a GenBank genome assembly.
AUGGCCUUUGCGCAGCCUUUUGGCCAACAACAGCAGCAGUUACAGCUCGGCGGCCAUCUCUCGGCAAUCCCCAGCAGAGACCAAAGGCCUCAACAAACAUUCUAUGACUAUCAUUACGACGACGAGGACUCGCUGUUCGAGGAGAUUAACGAAUUUUAUGCCUUUAUCGAGGCAGACCAACUCGCAGAAAACCUAAAGGUCUGGCAGGGCUCGUUUGAUGGCGACUGGACAAAGGCCCCACUCCAACAGCGCAAAACACAUGUCGUCGCGCUCCUGGAAGAUUUGGAACACAAGGACAGCCUGACACGCUAUAAUGCGAGCAGGAGACUCCUCUAUCUUUUACAAGGCGCGUCUUCAUUGGUCCUCGUUGUUCGGAACACGUCUGACACGCCGAAACAGGCGCGUUUGCGGAAAGGCAUCACGAUCAUUGUCGACGCCCUCAAAAUGCUCUCGAAUCCUAACUUUAUCUCGUUUUCGACCCAUGCCCCACUCUCUCCGACGCUCAGCACAAUUGCAGACGCGGAUCUCGCCCGCAUAAACGCCGCUCCACACAUGCGCCAAUCCUGGAUUGACGAAGUCCAAGCAGAGAUUGCAAUGUGCCUCAAUAUGUUAUAUCCGAUAAUUGAAGUUUUCCGGUCCGACGAUGAAUUCGCCGAAGAGCUGAUGGGAAUGGAACCUCCACUCCCGAUUUACUUUCUCUCCCUCUUGUCCACCCUCGGCAAUCGGAGCGCAAAGAGUUACCCUGCCAAAAAGCUGCUUCUCAUCACAUGGAAGGUUCUCCUCGCCUGUUUGGGUGGCAUGAAUGAACAAGCGAGGGCCAAAGCAGUGGCACGCGAGCUCGCGGGACUUCCGCCCCUGACUGAAGCCUCUUUGAUGCUCAAGGCCACCCCUGUCGACUUGCAGACCUUUCGGGAAGAGACGUUUGUCAAGUAUCCAACUUUUUCACCCCCUCCUAUCACCGAGGCUGCCAAGGUCCCGUCGACCAAACUCGCAGAGGCUCUUACUCCUCUCCCGGUCCGUAAUCAUUACGUUCACCCAGAUCACAACGUCAACGGCGGUCUCGGCCAAGGCGACGAUCCAGCCUCUGCCAAUGCUGUCCUCAAUCCGCCUGGAUAUGGGAAUAAUGGGUUCCCGGGAGGCCCUAUGCUCGCGACCCCUGCUCCAUCUCCUCCGCCAUCCCCCAAACCAAAAAAGCAACAGUAUCAGACGGACCAAACCAAACCGUUUGUCUUCCCCUUUUCACCCGCCGCUUACGUUUCAAGUCGCCUGGUUCCGUAUGCAAUCGACGAAGCGGACACGUUGUACGCGCGACACAUGCACAUCCCCCUUGCACUCUUCCAAAUAUGGCGAACUCGUGAAGACUUUAUUCUUGACGAGAGUGGAUUAGACGCGAUGCCGGGUGACAAGGAGAGUGACGUGCGUAUGAAACGAUGGAGUGUAGUGGCGAUCAAGAAACACCUUGGGUCCGCAUCGUACGGUAGUGGUGGUCACGUUUCUAGUGCGUCAAUGGGUGGGAUUCUUGGGAGUGGGAGUAUGGAUGCUGCCAAUGAUGGCGAAGAUGAAGAGGAAACGAUUACAUGGCCGGAUUCGCAGAUUCUCGAAGAGGAGAUUGAAAAGGCCGAAAGGGAGCUGAAGAAAUUGGAUGCGGAGAUUGCAAAGGAGAUUCGGUUGCAUGGCGAGGAUGGGAUCGAUUCGGCUAAAAAGGCGGAGAGGAAGCGCGCAAAGGAACGCAGGGAUGAUCUUAUGCGAUUGCAGAGAGUUGAGAUCAUCUACGCCGCGACGUUGCCAUUCUUGAGUGGUGUUGUCGUCGUCUUGCUCAAGUUUCUCAUUGCGAUCAACAAUAUUUCUUCUGCGGCGCAAAAUGCUAGCCAGCAGAGCAAUAUAUUCGCUGGGCAACCUGAGGCUCCACCGCCUGUGGUUCACCAUACUAUGGAAGAAUUGGAUGCUCUCCGACACCGGGAGAUUAUGAUCAAAGGUCUCUCGGCUUUCAUCCUCCUCUUGCUCAAGUGGUUCAAGCGAUCCCAUAUCAUGAAGCACCACCAUCUCGCAUUUACUCUUCUCUCAGCUGCCACCCACGCACAUAUCCUGCGUCUGCUCUCAAACACCGAGGUUUCGACAUAUGUGGUGACGAAGAAUGAGGUCCCCGAGCGAACCUUCUUCCGAUAUUGUUAUGAAAAUUUCUCUCCCAAUGCGUCCCAAGUCCGAGCGGACGAGUUCCCGCUCUUCGCCCCUCGACAGGGCUCCCGUAUCACGACGAUGCCCCAUGGAAUCCAGUCAGAGGAGGAAGUGGAAAUGAUCACAGACUAUUCGUGGAGAAACUUUUUCGCCAUUAUCAACGUCCUCAAGAUCUUACAUAAAAUUACCAAGGGUAAUCCCAACAGGAUUACACAGCUCGUUCACCACAAGUCGUCGGCGAUCCUCAAGCGCAUGAUGCGAAUCUCGCACCCUUUGCUGCAGUUGCAAAUUCUCAAGCUAAUCAAAGGGCAAGUCCCAUACAGCGGUCGUAAAUGGAAGCAGUUGAACAUGAAGCUGAUUACCGCCAUCUACCUCAAUUGUCGACCAGAGCUCAGAGACGAGUGGCUUGCGACCAUGGACGUCGAAGAAGUAAAGGAUUCUCCAUCAAAUGUCGAGACGUUCCUGCGACGACUCGUUGCGUUUUACGAUUAUAAGCGGUAUGGUUACAUUCCGCCAAAGGUCAGCUCGGAUCAACAUCAGCGUUCUACCAGUAUCUCUAUGGGUGACCCACCACUCUCACCAGAGAUUCAGAUGGCGAAUCCACUUGCCAGUCCAGCGGCGUCGGACGUCUUUCCUCCGCCGCGCUCGCAAGCCGCCGACCCGUCCAUCUUCAUGCCGUAUCCGAGCGAAGAUCUGGCGUUUGAAGAAGAAUAUGAAGAAUAUCUAUUCGACUUGCACAGCUCGAGUGUGCCGCCAGACAUGGUCACGACCGACACCGCACCCGCGUGGACCGAACUCCCGAGUGAUCAGCCACUUGGUGAUGGGCUGAGUGAUGGGGAAAGUGUUGCCUCUCUGGGUGAUGAGCUCGAAGACAAGACUGGACCAGACGGCGAGACGUUGCUUCCCUCGGACACCGAGGUUGGCAAGAAUAACUGGGAGCACAUGAGCCCAAAGACGCUCGGUGCGCUGCCGAAAUCGCCGGCCAAAUCGCCUGCUGGCGGCGGACGUAGAUCGAGCUCGGGGAGCAGUUUGAGACCGGUGAUUCCGCUUGACCUGGACGAUCCAGAAGCAGGAAGCGCGCUCGAGGAUGAGGAUGAGGAACUUGAAAUGGGGCCAAUGCCUAUUGAGCGGUCGACACCGUUUGCCGUGCAAGAUAAAGGCAAAGGUGUAGAUGAAGUCGAGUAUAUGUACGGGGAAUGA